CUACCGAUCGUUUUCACUAUGACGACCUUUGAACCAUCGCUCAGCACCUCACUGCGCGCAUCCUCCCACGAUGCGCCAUCCAUGGCCGACCAGCUUCCCUCCAUAAACUUCGGAUUCGACGAUCUGCGCAGUCGCAUGAACCAAUUCACAACGCGCUUCGACGAUUUCAUCGAAAAGGGGCGGCGGCGCGUCCUAGAAGAGCGCAACCAAUUCCGCAUGAACGUCGCCGAAGUCCAAGAGGACCAACGCACGAAGAAACGCUCCAUUGAAAUCCUCUCCCUACAACAGACCGCACACAGCAGCACGCUUGCCAAAGAAGCCGCCGAAACAAACGAAAUGCGCACCGCGAUCUCAACACUCACAGCGACCCGCGACGAACGACUCGCCCACCGCGACUCACUGCGCACGCAGAUCGCAUCGCUCCAGAAGUCUAUUGCUGCGCGUCGUGAUGCGCAGCUCAAGCAUAAGCGCUACCUUGAUGGCCAAGCCCGCUAUAAUGAGCCCGAGCUCGAUUUCUGGGAGAACUAUCUGGGAUUGAGGAUUGAGGGUGGAAAAGAGGAUACAUUGAAGUUCGUAUAUUCGAAUGUCUGUGAGCGGGAGUGGGAGAGGGAAGCGUGGUUUGUGUUGGAUACCAGCGAGAGGGAGUAUAAGGUACCGGAGGCGAGGCCGAAGGUGGAAGGGGAGGAGAUUGAGAGGGUUGUAGAGAGAUUGAACGAGGAUCGCGACCUUGCGGGGUUCUUGCGACGAAUGAGGGAGGUGUUUGUGGAGGCGUUGAAGUAA
This is a messenger RNA of Periconia digitata, 780 nucleotides long. The record is from the annotation of a GenBank genome assembly. NCBI's taxonomy places the organism in Eukaryota, Fungi, Ascomycota, Dothideomycetes, Pleosporales, Periconiaceae.